This is a messenger RNA of Fusarium musae, 897 nucleotides long. RefSeq lists its product as uncharacterized. Bases 1 to 897 code for a protein of 298 amino acids. The record is from RefSeq and is a predicted model, not a curated record. The transcript has 4 exons. Gene Ontology annotation, molecular function: zinc ion binding; DNA-binding transcription factor activity, RNA polymerase II-specific; carboxy-lyase activity. Gene Ontology annotation, biological process: regulation of DNA-templated transcription. Lineage: Eukaryota; Fungi; Ascomycota; Sordariomycetes; Hypocreales; Nectriaceae.
AUGGCUGAGAACCCUAGUCCAGAUGAGCGGGUAGCCAUUGAUGACCUGACCCCAGAGGAGGCCAAUCGAAUCAUACAUUCCCAUCGCAAGGUUCGCUACGGUACCGCAUGCUGGCCCUGUCGGCAGAGAAAAGUCAAGUGCGACAAUAAACAACCCUGUGAGAACUGCGUCAAGAGAGAGCAUCCAAGGCUAUGUUCCUAUAAGCCCAACCGCUCAUCAACCUCAAAGCCAUCGGGCUCUGGUGCACCUUCAGAAGCAAGCCAAGGUAUCGCCAGUCGCAAGAGGACACUUUCAUUCUCAGAGGCCCCUCGCGACGAGGGAGUGCGUAAGGUUGAGCGACAGGACAGUUGGCCGCGCACCCUUGCAAGCAUCGAUGAACCUGAAGUCGCAGCAGACCGUUACGUUGGGCAGAACAGUAUUCCGGCUCUACUGCGCGAGCAGUCUUCACCCGUUCACAAAGGCGACGGUCUUGACAUUCGACAAGACAUGAGGUCCAUUCUCGGCUUGGACACAUCGGCGCCCUUCCCGUUGAUGUCGUCGCAUCACCUUCAGAAACUGACGCAGGAUAUAUCGACUGAAUUGCCUUCCGACCGCGAGGUUAUGAAGCUGUUCCGCACGUACAAGGAAAUACCUCAGCCUUUUUGGGGAUUCGUUAUGGACAUUGAUGACCUCGAGGCCAAGCUCAUGACUUAUUUGGAAGAUCGAUCGCGAAAUGCGACAAGCGGCAGCAAGUCUACCAAACCCGUUACAGCAUCAUGGCUGGCAAUACUCUUUGCCGUUUUGGCCGUCGGAUCACAGUACCACGAAUCACCAUACCAUAUCCGUACCCGAGACUCUCAGCGCUUCAUUCAGAUAUCAUUUCACUUCCUCCGACUUGGCAACUUUCUUCUUCGGUAA